AUGAGAUAUACCUGGGGUCUGAUUGCAGGAGUUGUUGCCUCGCAGGAUUCCGAUGCAGUUGAUGUGACCCGAAUUGAAACCUGUGUCAAAUGGUGUGUCGCAAACAACCUAGGCGUGUCCGACUGCAUUGUGCCAGCUGUGAAAUACCAAGGACUCUGCUUUGAGUGCGGGCCCGCCAAAACCAACCCUUUUGAGCAGCUCUGCAGCGGGAAAUGCGUGAACACCGCAACCGAUGCGGGCAAUUGCGGUGGAUGCGGCAACACGUGUGCCUCUGGAACUUGCUGCGGUGCUAGCUGCUCAAGCAAUGCCGGCCUCCAAUGGGCCCACUAUCAGAAUCUGUACCCUCGAACGCAGUCAUAUUGGCCCAAUUUCGACCCCACGGGAGUAAAGAGCUUGACAGGAGACUAUAACAGCACCACAACAUCCGUUGGAUUGUACGCAUAUAACCCAAGUGCGCAGAUUUCCAUCUAUGGCUCUCAACAAACCUUCCCGGCUACCGAAUUCAUCCUUAACCAUCGCGGAUAUCUCUACGCUCAGCAAAAUGGCACUUAUACUAUUUCCACCACAGCAGACUAUGACAUUAUGAUCGUCUGGUUGGGUCCACUAGCAUACAGCGGCUGGACUAGGAGCAAUGCCAACCUUGAAAGUGCCUUCCCCACUGUCCAAACAGUCACCUAUACAUCGAGUUUGGUCCAGGGACAAUACUACCCGCUCCGGCUUAUGUUCGCUAAUGCUGGAGGUGCGGGUAUUGAGAACAUCACUAUCACGGAUCCUAGUGGAGCGGUCAUUCUGGGAGCAAGCACGACUGCCAAUCCGUCCGUGAUUCAAUACUCGUGCGAUGGUACCACGGCUCCUCGUUACCCACUUUUUGGACAGGAAACCUGA
Messenger RNA from Penicillium cataractarum, 885 nucleotides. RefSeq names its product putative extracellular cysteine-rich protein. The record is from RefSeq and is a predicted model, not a curated record. NCBI's taxonomy places the organism in Eukaryota, Fungi, Ascomycota, Eurotiomycetes, Eurotiales, Aspergillaceae. The transcript has 3 exons. The coding region runs from base 1 to 885 and encodes 294 amino acids.